UUGUUAGAUAAGGCAGUUUGUGGACCUUCAUUCGAGAAAAACUACGCUGGAACUGCAAAGCUCAUUGGAAAUAGGGCUGCGAAAAGGCUGCGGAAGCUGGAACGAGAAAAGACAAAAGGACGUGAUUGGUUCGAUCUUCCUGCCCCUGAACUAACUGAUGAGACCAAAGCUGAUUUGGAACUACUUCAAAUGCGAGCUGCCAUUGAUCCCCUUGCGUUUUAUCGCCGAAACGAUCGCUCUGUUCUUCCGAAAUAUUUCCAAGUUGGCCGAGUUGUCGAUGCCCCUGAAGACUUCUAUUCCGGCCGUAUGACUAAAAAGGAGAGGAAACGGACCAUGCUUGAUGAAUUGCUAUAUAAUGAAGCAUUUAUUCAGUCGAAGCGAGAAAAGAGGGCUGGUAUAUUCCACUUAGACUUUACUAUCUGCGAAAAUAAGAUCCUGUCAUGA
Angiostrongylus costaricensis is the source of this 444-nucleotide messenger RNA. NCBI's taxonomy places the organism in Eukaryota, Metazoa, Nematoda, Chromadorea, Rhabditida, Metastrongylidae. The record is from the annotation of a GenBank genome assembly.